ACACACACACACACAGAGAGAGCGAGUCUGGCUCGAGUGAGGGCAGUCAGAGGCAGGUACAUAAUUAUUGGAGAAACAUUCCAGUAGAAUUCAAUGUCGAUCUUAUUUUUGCUUCAACAACGGGAAUAUACGGAGUGAAUGUUGCUCUUUGUGUAAUUAGGCUACCACAGUGUAUAGCUGCUUUGCUGUCGCUGGCACAAAGAAGGACUGUUUGUUUUUCCACUGUCCAAAAAGACUUCCAGUGAUGGAGUCUAAUCCUACUCAGUUACCYGUGGAACGGGACUCCAGCUGCUCUCCACCGAGCUCCAAACAGAACCGACCAACAUUCAACCCCAACCUGAAACCCAACCAGGUCAGCGAGACCGCSCUGUAUGGAAUACCCAUAGUCUGCCUGGUGCUGGACGGCCAGGAGAGACUGUGCCUGGCGCAAAUCUCCAACACUCUGCUGAAAAACUACAGCUAUAACGAGAUCCACAACCGGCGCGUGGCUCUGGGCAUCACCUGCGUGCAAUGCACCCCGGUCCAGCUGGAGAUUCUGAGGCGUGCGGGCGCCAUGCCCAUCUCCUCGAGGCGCUGCGGGAUGAUCACAAAGCGCGAAGCAGAGAGGCUUUGUAAAUCGUUUAUCGGAGCCCACAACCCUCCGAAACUACCGGAGAAUUUCGCGUUUGAUGUUUCCCACGAGUGCACGUGGGGGAGCCGUGGUAACUUUAUACCAGCCAGGUACAACAGCUCCCGAGCCAAGUGCAUCAAAUGCUCCUUCUGCAAUAUGUAUUUUUCUCCCAAUAAGUUCAUAUUUCACUCUCACCGAACAUCAGAAUCCAAGUAUACCCAGCCAGACGCUGCUAACUUUAACUCCUGGAGGAGACACCUCAAACUGACCGACAAGGGCUCGCCGGAUGAUUUAGCUCAUGCGUGGGAGGACGUCAAAGCCAUGUUCAACGGGGGCAGCCGGAAGAGGACGCUGCCCAUGCACCGCCACGGGCCCGAACGUUCCUCUCUGUUAAAACCUCACCAAGGACCUUCCAACCUGCUCCGGAGAGACUCGCCGGAGAUCCCCCCUAAAAUCCUCCGYUGCGAGGACAACCGGGGAGGCAUGGGGAGUAUGGCGAGCAUCACGCGCAGCUAUCCCAUUAUCCCGGUGCCCAGCAAAAGCUACGGGAUGCUGCAGAACGUGAAGAUCCCUCCACCUCUCUUCCCACACCCAUACGGGUUUCCGGCCUUCGGGUUGUGUCAGAAGAAGGAUGACAGUGGUGUGAUGGGGGAACCGAAUAAAGCCCACCUCUCUGGCGUCUUCUCCUGGCCGCGCACCAAGGACAGCGCCUACCACUCUUUCCCCAUGUUCUGGCCUACUGUAGACGGCCUGCCCAUACCGUCCUUCCCCCAGCCCCAGCCACAGCACCAGGCCCAGCACCAGGCCCAGCCCAAACAGCCAUCGGAGGUCCUGUGCGCUAGACAGAGUGAGCUGGACGCAUCCGAGCAGGGUGACAGAAAUAGCAAAGCACCAAAGGACAGCCUGGGGGAUAGUGAGCGGUGCUCCAGCACUCAGUCGACCCGGAAUGAGGAUGACAAGUCCGGGGAUGAGGCGAGGUCAAUGGACGGUAAAAUGCCUGUUCUACCCCGGAAGAUUAGCUAUGUCUCCGCAUUCAGACCCGUCGUCAAAGACGCGGAGAGUAUAGCCAAACUGUACGGUAACCGGGGGAAGUACAACGGGGCUCGAGCUGGGUAUCUGUCACCUGAUUUCCUGAGCGAGAGCUCGAGCUACAGGUCCUUGUCGCCAGGCAGCGUGGRGAGCGUUGGCGAGACAGAUGUGGACGUGGAGACCAAUAAGUCACAGGAGGAUGAGGAGUCACUUCCGCACUCCAUUGAGGACUGCAGGAGCCCUCCUGUCCCUGUUCAGAGCCUGACGCGCGGUGCAGGUUCACCAAACGGCUUUGAAUCCAUACCUGAGCCAGAGCAGGCCGCUGUGGUCGACUCACAGAGAAUGAACCGACCUUUACAGGUGGAGCUGUCUUCAAAUAGAGAUAGACAGGGCAAACAGCUGCCGGACUGCAAUAACAUCACGUCUUUUGAUGAAGUGUAUUCACCGGACAGGAGCAGUCCAUAUGCUUUUGGUUCAGCAACGAAUUACCAGACAGACAAUGUGGAAUCGAAAGAUGACUGUGCCAGUAGAGAGGAGCCAUCUUCGACAGUGAAUGAGGUUGAAACGAAGUCGUAUAACGGCCAAAGCAGGGAGGAGGGCCCGAGAGAAGCACUGAACGAGGACGAAUUGCAGAAACAACUCACGGAGCAAGUGGAGCUAAGGAAGAAAUUGGAACGAGAAUUCCAACAUUUAAAAGAUAAUUUCCAUCAUCAGAUGAAAAGGGAGCUGUCCUACAGGGAGGAGAUGGUUCAGCAGCUUCAUAUUGUCAGAGAAGCUCACGACGCGCUACACCAAUCUCCUGUAAGAUGCUGACUCCUCGUCACUGCACUGGAACCUGCUCCUUCAAACCUCCUCUUCUACCACCCUAGUCCCUUCCCACAGUCCGCCGUGGAGCCCCAUCCGUCUGGAAAGCAAGACUACUACCACCCUGAAGACUAGGCGUGCAGUAUCCAAAAUACUAGGCAGGGUCUGAGUUAGGGUAGACAUUUAACACGAGAGCGACAGGGUCUGAGUUAGGGUAGACAAUUUAACACGAGAGAGACAGGGUCUGAGUUAGGGUAGACAAUUUAACACGAGAGAGACAGGGUCUGAGUUAGGGUAGACAAUUUAACACGAG
Salvelinus sp. IW2-2015 is the source of this 2756-nucleotide messenger RNA. The record is from RefSeq and is a predicted model, not a curated record. Lineage: Eukaryota; Metazoa; Chordata; Actinopteri; Salmoniformes; Salmonidae.